Molecule: messenger RNA, 1400 nt
Organism: Brassica oleracea var. oleracea
Lineage: Eukaryota; Viridiplantae; Streptophyta; Magnoliopsida; Brassicales; Brassicaceae
Product: RING finger and CHY zinc finger domain-containing protein 1-like
Exons: 11
Coding region: 328-1131 (267 amino acids)
Biological process (GO): protein ubiquitination; ubiquitin-dependent protein catabolic process
Cellular component (GO): nucleus
Molecular function (GO): zinc ion binding; ubiquitin protein ligase activity
Source: RefSeq, a predicted model, not a curated record
AUUAUUCCAUAUUUCUUUAAAUCUCACGACCUCCCACGCUAACAACAUUCUCAAGGAUAGAUAGAGAGAGAAUAAAAGCUCCAAGCUUUCUUUUUCUUUCUCUCGUCAUUCCUGCAAAUAGGAAGGUUGUAGAACAAGAAGUGGGGUCUCUGUUUUCAUUCCUGGCCUUGCGAUUCAGAUAAAACUUUCGGCUUCAAAGCCCAUUCAGUCCAAUCCAAAUCCACUUCCUCUCCACACAUAUAUAAAGUCUAUAGUUAUAGAGAGAGAAAGAGUUAAACUUUUCACAUCUUUAUCUCUCUCUCUACCAGCUUCUCUCCUCCUGUUCUCAUGGAAGCCUCACCCAAUGAUCGCCUUCACUUUGGCAAAAUGGGUUUCGGGUGUCAGCACUACAGGAGGAGAUGCCAGAUCAGAGCUCCAUGUUGCAACGAAAUCUUCGAUUGUCGCCAUUGUCACAACGAGUUCACUAGCACUUUGCGCAUUAUCUACGACCGUCAUGAGCUUGUUCGUCAAGACGUUAAACAAGUGAUUUGUUCUGUUUGCGACACAGAGCAGCCGGUAGCUCAAGUAUGCUCCAACUGUGGUGUCAACAUGGGAGAAUACUUUUGCAAUAUCUGCAAGUUCUAUGAUGAUAAUACUGAGAAACAACAGUUCCAUUGUGAUGACUGCGGAAUCUGCAGAGUUGGUGGACGUGAGAACUUCUUCCAUUGCAAGAAGUGUGGAUCUUGUUAUGCAACUGGUCUGCGCAACAACCAUCGCUGCGUUGAGGAUUCAAUGCGACAUCACUGUCCCAUUUGUUUCGAGUAUCUCUUUGACUCUCUUAAAGAAACAACAGUGAUGAAAUGUGGACACACGAUGCACUGUGAAUGCUACCAUGAGAUGAUCAAGCGUGACAAAUUUUGCUGUCCUAUUUGCUCGAGGUCAGUGAUUGAUAUGUCAAAAACAUGGCAGAGGAUGGAUGCAGAGAUUGAAGCCACAUCUAUGCCUUCAGAUUACCAUGACAAGAAGGUGUGGAUACUAUGCAACGACUGUAACGACACAACAGAAGUGUACUUCCACAUAAUAGGACAGAAAUGUGGACAUUGUAGAUCUUACAACACCAGAGCAGUCGCACCUCCUGUUCUUCCUCAAUGACUAAAGAUCUUUCACUUGUUGCCAUCUAUUUACCAGAAAGCAAGCAUGAACUUUUUGUUGCAAAAAACUUUCUUGAUGAUCGGUUAUAGCAAGAAAAGUUGAUCAAUAUGAUUGUUGGUCACAAAAGCAAAACACAUAUCUGUUUUCUUCAUGAUUCUAUUUGUUGUUGGUCAAACCAUUUAUAUUUGGGUGUGGGAAAGCCAGGAUUAUUUAUGUAUAAUAUACUCUUUAAAUAUUCUUGAUCCAGGAAAUUUACCUGUGAUAUGCAA